AUGAGGGUGAAGGUGAUUUCGCGCUCCACCGACGACUACACGCGCGAGCGCAGCCAGGACCUGCAGAAAGUAUUCCGCAACUAUGAUCCAGCGCUUCGUAGUCAAGAGAAAGCUGUUGAGUAUACUCGGGCACUCAAUGCUGCCAAGUUAGAGAAGAUAUUUGCUAAGCCAUUUAUCGGAGCUAUGGAUGGGCAUAUUGAUGCGGUAUCGUGCAUGGCCAAAAACCCCAAUCAUUUGAAAGCAAUAUUUUCUGGUUCAAUGGAUGGAGAUGUUCGCCUUUGGGACAUCGCUGCGAGGAAGACAGUUUGUCAGUUUCCCGGACACCAGGGUGCUGUAAGAGGUUUAACAACAUCCACGGAUGGUGAUCUUCUUGUAUCAUGUGGCGUUGACUGCACUGUUCGGCUCUGGAAAGACCCGAUGCUUAAAAUGGUGGACACUAGCGACCAUACUGGAGUUAAUUCCCAGCCAUCAGCAGUCUACACCUGGAAGCAUGCAUUCUGGGGUGCUGACCACCAGUGGGACGGUAAUCUUUUUGCAACUGUUGGUGCUCAAGUUGAUAUAUGGGAUCCUGACAGGUCAGAGCCAAUAAAUAGCUUCGAAUGGGGAAAAGAUACGGUUCUUUCUGUGCGAUUUGAUCCUGGAGACUGUAAUAUUUUGAUUACAUCGGGCAGUGAUCGGAGUCUGACACUCUAUGACCUGCGCAUGUCAUCUCCAGCUAGAAAGCUAAUAAUGAAGACAAGGUGCAAUUCAGUAUGCUGGAACCCCAGAGAGCCCAUGAACUUCACUGCUGCAAAUGAAGACACAAACUGUUACUCCUUUGAUGCUAGAAAGCUAGAUGAAGCGAAAAUUGUUCACAAAGGCCAUGUUUCAGCAGUGAUGGAUAUUGACUACUCACCAACAGGGCGUGAAUUUGUCACUGGUUCAUAUGAUAGAACAGUAAGAAUUUUUAAUUAUCUUGGAGACCACAGCAGAGAGAUUUACCAUACCAAGAGGAUGCAAAGAGUGUUUUGUGUGAAGUACACCUUCGACGGGACCUAUUUAGUCUCUGGCAGUGAUGAUACAAAUCUUCGUCUGUGGAAGUCCAAAGCUUCAGAACAACUUGGAGUUCUUCUUCCACGGGAGCGCAAAAAGCAAGAGUACCAGGAUGCUUUAAAGGAGCGGUACAAGCAUCUCCCAGAAGUGAAGCGGAUUGUAAGGCAUAGACACCUACCGAAGCCAAUCUACAAGGCAGCCAACCUACGGCGCACCAUGAUCGAAGCUGAAAACCGUAAAGAGGAAAGAAGGCGAAAGCACAGUGCUCCGGGGAGCAUGACUGUGCAGCCCUUCAGGAAGCGGAGAAUCAUCAAAGAAGUUGAGUAG
Messenger RNA from Miscanthus lutarioriparius, 1359 nucleotides. The record is from the annotation of a GenBank genome assembly. Lineage: Eukaryota; Viridiplantae; Streptophyta; Magnoliopsida; Poales; Poaceae.